Messenger RNA from Parnassius apollo (apollo), 2760 nucleotides. NCBI's taxonomy places the organism in Eukaryota, Metazoa, Arthropoda, Insecta, Lepidoptera, Papilionidae. The record is from the annotation of a GenBank genome assembly.
UUGUUUGAUAUAUGUAUUGGAAAGAAUUUAAUCAAAGAUCAAACAUCAGAUGAUGAUUCCAGCAGUGACGUCAGUUCUGUGCCUGCAAAACGAGCAAGAACUGAUACCUAUGGAGCAUCAUCAACUACAUCACAUGGAUCAGUUUUGCCAGAUUCUGAGGAUGAAGAAACACCCGAUUCUUGUGACCACAGUCAGCUGACUGAAAAUGAUAAUCCGACAAAAACCACCUUAAAUUAUUCUGAACAUAGCCCCGAGGGCAAUUUGAGGCUCAGCCGGAGUAGCUUAAGUGAGAAUUGUUCAUCGCCUAAUGAACAGUAUGAGGAAUAUAGACAUGAAGAUAAUGACGCAGACAACGAUGACGUGUCAAUGAGGCCUAGCUUUAGUACCAUGAAUGAUAAUAAUUUCUAUAGCAAAAACACCGACCAAUCUAGCAAAAUUGACGAAACAGUUAGUGGUCAAUAUUCAGAAAAAUCUAAACGUAUGAUGAGCAACAUGGGAUUUAAACCAGGUAAAGGUUUGGGUAAAUUUGAACAUGGACGCGUGGAACCUGUGGAAGCCUCAACGCAAAAAGGAAAAAGAGGUUUAGGUUUCCAAGCAUCUACUGUAGGAGAGGCACCAAAAGAUUUUAAAUGGACUCCCGAUAGUUCUCCUCCCGAGGCCUCUGAAGAAGUACUUUGGAUGCCAACACCUCCAUCAGAGACCCUUUCUGGCGAUGUAUUAGAUGAAUGGCUUCAAAGAGGUUCAAAAAAAUUGACAAUUGAUGAUGAAACUAAUUUUGUUGAUCAACAUAUUUUGCAAGGAGUUCUUAAAUCAAAGUCGAUUUUCGACACUUUGGAUGACGAAGACAUGAGAAAUGCACGAUUUCGUAGUAAUCCAUAUGAAACGAUUGGCGCUGUUAUUUUUUUGAACCGCGCAGCUGUUAAAAUGGCUAACAUAGACGCAGUAUUCGAUUUUAUGUUCACAAAACCUAUGAAGCCAAGUGGUGAACCUGCCGUAGACACGAAAGAUAUGUUAUACUUUGCCGACGUUUGUGCUGGUCCUGGCGGUUUCUCUGAGUAUGUUUUAUAUCGAAAAGGCUGGAGAGCUAAAGGAUUCGGAUUCACAUUAAAAGGGCCUAAUGAUUUUAAAUUAUCGGACUUUUAUGCGGCAACACCCGAGACGUUCAAUCCGUAUUAUGGCGUAAAAGAGGAUGGCAACAUUUUUGACCCAGCAAAUCUUACGUCACUAAAAGAUUUUGUACUAAAACAAACGGAUGAUCAAGGUGUACAUUUUCUGAUGGCUGAUGGUGGAUUUUCAGUGGAGGGACAGGAAAACAUACAAGAGAUUCUCUCCAAACAGCUCUAUCUGUGCCAAUGCCUUGCUGCUUUAAUGCUCGUGCGUACUGGAGGACAUUUUGUUGUGAAAUUGUUUGAUGUGUUCACGCUUUUUAGCGUCAGUCUUAUCUACAUUAUGUAUCGUUGUUUCGAGAAAGUGUCUAUCCAUAAACCUGUGACUUCAAGGCCUGCUAAUUCAGAGAGAUAUCUAGUGUGUAAAUGGAAGAAGCUCGGUACAGAGUCUGUCGAACACCAUCUGUAUUCAGUUAACUCUAUGCUAUGGAGAGGACUUGAUCGUGAGGAAGACAUAACUGGGCUCGUUCCUUUGAGUGUGCUGCAAGAAGACACGGCAUUCUUUGACUACAUAUACAAAAGCAACUGCAUGCUAGGUGAAAGACAAAUAAAAAAUUUGCUCAAAAUAGCUGCAUUUAGUAAAGAUAAGAAUUUAUCAGAGCCAAAUCAGGCGCUUAUGAGGACAGAGUGCUUAGAACUAUGGCAGUUGCCUGAUAAGGUAAGAACUCAACCGGAGAGACUUAACCCAGACGAUACGCUUAUGAGAAUUUUAAACAGUAUGGAAAAACGCGCUUCGGAUUCACAUAAUGCGCAUUCCUUUAAGACUGUUGUGUUGGGCAAACAACCAAUAUAUUUAAAGCAAAUCUCCGAUAUAGAAAUAUUAAAAAAUGUCUACGACUGGCAUUUCACUUUUUUGAGCAGCGGGAAAAAUAGUCCCGAACUAAAGAUAUUUUUAGGCUGUGGAGGUAAGAGAGUAUGUCAGUUGGAAUCAAAUGGAUGGAAAAAUGUUCUUGAUCUACACAUAACAAUUCCUGCAAAAACCCUUUUUUACGGAGAGAUUGUAAAAGAGUACCAUGGACAAGGGCUCCACCAAAUGUUCAAUAAAGCAAUUCAUAUCAUUGAUGCCUUGAUGUUGGGUGGUAUUGACAUAUCAAAUAUGUCAUUAACAGAAAGAUUAAACCAAUGCUAUUUGUUUUGCACUGCUUUAGAAAAACAAUCCUGUGAUCUUGCCUUACGUUGCAAAAGGUUUUAUAAUAUGGAGAAUUUUUCAAAGGGUGUAAGUAACUUAGAGUACCGAGCUAUGAAAAGGGUGAAGAAAGCGGUUACUAUAAAUAUCCCAAUGAGAAGUAAUAGAAAAGAGAUGUAUCAUGUUGUGGGAUCUGUACUGUUUUUGAAAGAAAUAAGAGAACCUUGGAUUGCACAAAUAUCGAAGAAAACAGGAUUUAAAUACUACUUCAAAAUUGGAAAGGAUAGAAAACCAAGGAGUGAAUAUUUUUUGUUAGAAGAGGCGCAACUAGAUAUGUUGAGUGCGUAUUCCGGUCGUGUUUUGUGGCCUUGGGAAGAUGCAGCAGGCGCAAUCUUUGAAGGGCAACCACAAGUCGGAAUUUCGAGAGUUGAUAUGGAAGAAUACAUUACACAAAAUAUGAUAAGAUAA